GCAAACCCUUCUGGGCAAUUUUUUUUUUUUGUUCCUACCGCUUUGACCAUGGAAGAUCUACGAGCGCAUGGUGACUUUAUGAAGCAUUCUGAGCAGAUCAGACAGGAUCAUAAGAAUGUUUACAACAGAUUGAAAUCCAUAGAAGAGGAUGCUGCCUUUGUUCACGAAAUCUCGGCUUUAUUUCCGCAAUAUGCCAUUGUCGCCAACGAACGAUGUGGUUCAUGGUACAUUGAGCCUCAGCCGGAACGUAAACAUGUUUCUGCUUACUUCAAAUCGACGGAUGGGCAUACUGGCGAAUGGAAGUUCAACCUAAGAAGAUUGAAUUUGCAUUUGAUAGAUGUCAUAGCAGCUACAGGAGGCUGCAUUAUCGUGGAUUCUACCAGGAGAGGAAAACGUUUACCAGAUGCAUUAUCUAAAACGAUUCCUAUAUGGUGUGCAGUACUCAAUCGUGCCAUCAGUAAAAGCGGACUUGGUGGUGCUGGAUGGGACGUGGAGCUUCAUACUUUACCAAGCAUCAUCUCGCGAUCUGAGCAUGCACAAAUUGCGGUUUUGAUAGACGGAUUUGCUGAUAAUUUGUUGCGGACUAAAAUCGACUUGGCAGAGAUUCGGAAAAAGCUUACAAAGCCUUUACGACCUCUUUGGUAUACACCACAAUCCAAUAUAAUAUAUAGCCCAGACUACUCGGAUUCGCCAUUUUUCCCUGUUAUCUGUCUCAGUGCUUCUCAAUUCAUAGAAGGUGGUUCGCAAGCUCGCAGUGGAUACAUGUACGUGCAAGGAUCUGGAGAUGACGAAGAAGCAUGGUCACUGGGUCUGACUGCUCCAAUGUUUUGGCGCCAUCGGAAAGAGUUAUUCAGUGGUGGUGCAGCGACUUGCGAACAGCUGGCAAUGCAAAUUGCGGCUAGAAGUAAAGACAUAUCAGAGCAGGAUGUUGCCAAUAACGAGGCUUACACUUACGUAGGAAACAGCAAGAUUGCCAUUGGAACUUGGAAAAGCGGUGAACCUCCUUCGUGCUGGCAAAAUUUCGACAUUGUCAUCAAUUGUACUGACCAAGAAUAUCCGGAAAACAAGAAUGAAAUUUACAGCAAACGCUAUCUUCAUUUAAAUAUACCCUCCGGCAAGAGAGGUCAGCAUAUACUCUUUUCAUAUAUACCAUUGGCUCUACAAUUUUGUCAGGAACCAAUGGCAUCCGGAAAAUCGAUAUUGGUACAUUGUAUAGAAGGUAAAGAUAGAGCGGUAGGAAUAGCGCUUGCAUUGCUUGUGCAAUACUACGACACACAUGGCGUACCUUAUACAGAAGUUUCACAAAGACCUGAUGUCGAUAAGAUUUAUAUACAACAGCACUUAAUUAAUAUCAUGAACAGCAGACCACAGGCAAAGCCAUCGCGCGCAACCCUCAAAAAGAUCAAUACCUACUUUAUGAGCUGAACAGACUACCAUGGUCUGUUUUUUUUUUGAGUCCUACGAUGCAGGUGCUGGCUCCAUCAGAUGAAAAGUAGCAUCUCCGAUUUUGAAACCCAUACUUUCAAUCCCACUCUGUACGACUUUUUUCUGGAGAAAAUGAACAUUCGGGGAAAACGUUGGAGCUUUGACCAUCUACUACACACACUUUUCUUUAGAAUGUAAAAAUAUAAAUUACCAGUCAUUCU
Umbelopsis ramanniana AG is the source of this 1646-nucleotide messenger RNA. RefSeq lists its product as uncharacterized. Gene Ontology annotation, molecular function: tRNA adenosine(64)-2'-O-ribosylphosphate transferase activity. NCBI's taxonomy places the organism in Eukaryota, Fungi, Mucoromycota, Umbelopsidomycetes, Umbelopsidales, Umbelopsidaceae. Bases 49 to 1425 code for a protein of 458 amino acids. The transcript has 11 exons. Gene Ontology annotation, cellular component: cytoplasm. Gene Ontology annotation, biological process: charged-tRNA amino acid modification. The record is from RefSeq and is a predicted model, not a curated record.